Molecule: messenger RNA, 596 nt
Organism: Dioscorea cayenensis subsp. rotundata (Guinea yam)
Lineage: Eukaryota; Viridiplantae; Streptophyta; Magnoliopsida; Dioscoreales; Dioscoreaceae
Product: non-specific lipid transfer protein GPI-anchored 25-like
Exons: 3
Coding region: 14-577 (187 amino acids)
Source: RefSeq, a predicted model, not a curated record
UCUCUCGAGCUUGAUGGCGACGAAACCCCAUCUCCUUCUCCUCAUUCUCAUCAGCCUCCUCUCCGUCUUCCGUCCAUCGGCAUCUCCUCCACCUCCGGCAUCAUCUUCUUCGAUGCCCUGCACCGAUGAGCUGGUGGCGAUCUCACCAUGCCUCCCGACCGUGGCGGAGGAUUCCGAUGGCGGCACUACGGCGCCAUCCACAAGCUGCUGCGCUAACUUCUUCGCCGCCGUCGAUGGCACCUGGAGCGGUCCGGCGUGCCUCUGCCACCUCAUCCGCGAGCCGAUCCUCCUCGGCUUCCCCGUCAAUGGCUCCCUCUUCACUUCCCUCUUCGUCUCCUGCGGCCGCUCCUCCGCCGACGCCAAGAACUUCAGUGAUCUCUGCCGAGAUACUGAAGCCGAAGCUCCGAGUCCUAAGCCGCCGGCUCAGCAGCCUAUUCCUGAAGAGGCUUCUUCAUCUUUGUUAAUUCGGAGGAAAAAGAAAGGCAGGAGGGGAAGCAGUGCUGGCAGAGUGGUUUGGGAUCAAUCAAUCCAGCAGCUGGUAAGCUUAUGGAUUCCAUUUGUUUUACUUUUGUUCUAACAUGCACAUGCAAACUAAA